AACACCGUCGCCAUGGGUAGGGUUAUCAGGAACCAGCGUAAGGGCCGCGGCUCCAUCUUCACGGCCAACACCCGCUUGAACAAGGCGCCCGCCCAGUUCCGCACGCUCGACUACGCUGAGCGCAAUGGGUACAUUCGAGGCGUCGUGAAGGAGAUUGUCCACGAUUCCGGUCGUGGCGCUCCUCUCGCGAAGGUCACCUUCCGCAACCCAUACCGCUUCAAGCUCCAAACCGAAACUUUCAUUGCCAACGAGGGCAUGUACACCGGCCAGUUCAUCUAUGCCGGAAAGCACGCCGCUCUCACCGUCGGCAACGUCCUCCCGCUCGGCUCCGUCCCCGAAGGUACCGUCCUCACCAACGUCGAAGACAAGUCCGGUGACCGUGGUGCGCUCGGCCGCACCUCUGGCAACUACGUGACCGUCAUCGGCCACAACCCCGACGAGGGCAAGACCCGCGUCAAGCUCCCGUCUGGCGCCAAGAAGGUGCUCCCCAGCUCCUGCCGUGGUAUGGUCGGUAUCGUUGCGGGUGGUGGCCGAACAGACAAGCCCCUCCUCAAGGCCUCGAGAGCGAAGCAUAAGUUCGCCGCCAAGCGCAACUCCUGGCCCAAGACUCGUGGUGUUGCCAUGAACCCCGUCGACCAUCCUCACGGUGGUGGUAACCACCAGCAUAUCGGUAAAGCCUCGACCAUCUCCCGAGAAGCCGCACAAGGUCAAAAGGCCGGUCUCAUUGCUGCGCGGAGGACGGGUCUGCUCCGUGGUACCCAGAAGACGAAGGACUAGAGGGGUUGAUAUGGUGGCGUCGGUGUGGGACAAUGAUGCGGUCGGUUAUACUCUCCAUAACUCUCUAUGCGGGUGGCCGGGCGUUAUGAAUCUCUUCUGCAAGCUAGGUUUCCUCCUGCUUGCGUGCAUGAUAGGACCCUAGGGAAUGCGAAUCCGAAAAUGCAUUGGUUUUGUACUGAGAAUGUGAAGUCGAUGGCGCGUGGGUCUGUGUUCCAUUAUAAACCGUGCUACCAUGUAGACCUACCUUGGCUCAUAGUUGCAUUAAGCCCCGACCAGAUGGCCCGCACAGAGGAUUGUGGCUUUCGGAAAGUAGUGAUUGUAUAAAACCAUACACGUACCGCCACUCUCGAAUC
Molecule: messenger RNA, 1130 nt
Organism: Trematosphaeria pertusa
Lineage: Eukaryota; Fungi; Ascomycota; Dothideomycetes; Pleosporales; Trematosphaeriaceae
Product: 60S ribosomal protein-like protein L2/L8
Exons: 6
Coding region: 13-777 (254 amino acids)
Biological process (GO): cytoplasmic translation
Cellular component (GO): ribosome; cytosolic large ribosomal subunit
Molecular function (GO): structural constituent of ribosome; RNA binding
Source: RefSeq, a predicted model, not a curated record